This is a messenger RNA of Populus euphratica (Euphrates poplar), 1669 nucleotides long. RefSeq names its product nuclear pore complex protein NUP54-like. Gene Ontology annotation, cellular component: nuclear pore; nuclear pore central transport channel. Gene Ontology annotation, biological process: nuclear pore organization; NLS-bearing protein import into nucleus; protein localization to nuclear inner membrane. Gene Ontology annotation, molecular function: structural constituent of nuclear pore. The transcript has 9 exons. The record is from RefSeq and is a predicted model, not a curated record. Lineage: Eukaryota; Viridiplantae; Streptophyta; Magnoliopsida; Malpighiales; Salicaceae. Bases 160 to 1263 code for a protein of 367 amino acids.
CAAUAAAACACUGAUCACAAAUUAUUAUGAAUUUUAAAUAAAAAGAUUUCGAUAUCCAAUGAUCGAGCUACAAGUACUCCCAUUACAGGGCGCCAUCUAUUUAAAAUUCACAAAAUCAAUAAAAAACUACUUCACUCCAACAACAACGACACAGCAACAAUGUUCGGCACUCCAUCUUCCACCCCCGCCUUCGGCACGCCGUCUUCCACCCCGCCAUCCGGAACCCCCUCUUCUACUCCCUUAUUCGGCACUCCUUCAACGCCAGCUUUCGCUGCUGGAGGAUUCGGUUCAUCUUUAUUCUCUACUCCGCUUGCUUCUCAAACUCAGCAGCAGCAGCAAACCUCGCUUUUUCAGCAACCGUCUACUACUGGUUUCGGAUUUCAACAGCAACAGAAACAGAAUCCGUUCGCUACGCCGCUUCAAACGACACCGUUCCCUUCUCCCCCUCCUCCUCCUCAUUUGAGUACUCAGAUGGCAUUCGUUGCUCCUCUUCUUUUCUCUCUCGCCGAUCGCGACAUUCAGGCGAUUGUGGAUGCUUAUAAAGAGGACCCUGGGAACCUUAAGUAUGCUUUCAAGUAUUUGUUGUUAAGUGUAACUGACCCGCAGCAUAGAGGGAAGCUUGCUGGUGUAUCAGACAUCAUGUGGGCGGAGUCUAUGGCGAAGCUAGAGGGUAUGGAAGGUCCAGAUAGAGAACGCCUCUGGCCUCAGCUUGUUCAAGGUUUCAAAGAUCUUUCACACCGCCUCAAGCUCCAAGAUGAAGUAAUUGUUUCAGAUGCAGAGAGAUUGCAAAUGACCCAAAUCAACAUAAAAAUGCUUCAAAGGCAUUUUCAAGCUGUGGCUCUUCCAAGGAUUGAAAGAAUGAGACGGAAAGAGCGAAGUCUUCAGAGGCAUCUUUUAAGGGUGAUGAGAAUAAUGGAGGCAUUGGAGGGUAAGGGUUUCCGAUUGCCCUUAACAAAAGCGGAAGCUGAGUUGGCUGAGAAGUCAGCUGCAAUAAUUAGACAGCUAAAAGGAUCUGGUGCAGAACUUUCUAGGAGGGUUCAAAACCUACUCACUGUAUCUCGUGUUCAAGAAAAUGGAAUUGGUGCUGGAGGUUCUCUUUAUAUUCCAGGAUCAACCAAAAUACAUGAACAAAGUCUUGCCGAUAUGCAGGAGGUUUUACAACAGCAGACUGAAGCUAUUGCAAGGCUUGGCAACGUGUUGAAGCGAGACAACAGGGACAUGGAAAUUAUGAUGGCCGAGGGCACAGAAAUGCAGAAUAAUUGAGCUAGAGAUACAAGGAGCACUUGCUGAUUAAUUCCUUGACAAGAGUUAGCGAGUGAUCUGUGAUUAAUUCAACUCUGACAAGAGUUGUCAUAAACCAUACUCAAAUUCUCCCCCUACAUCUUCGCUAUCCCCUCCUCAUCAAUCCUUGAUGGCUUAAAUUUGCUAGGGGGGCUGUUUGUGAAAUCAGCAUCGGGAGUGAUGGUGUCAUCACCAAAUGAAUCAUGUCAGCUGCCACUCAAUCGUUGAGGGGGAUUCAAUUGAUCAACAGACGGUAAAGCUCACUCCCAUGGGAGCUAGGGCCUGAAGGAGUUUCCCUAAUAGGGCUCUUUAUCUCGUGGAUUGUUAAGAAUAGUUUGUAGUUCAACCAUGUGCUUGUUUAGUGUAAUGUGAUUGAUGCUUUUGUGAA